AAAGCCGACGGCUUAAUCUGACACAUUCGUCGAAUUUCAAUCGAGACUGUCAUCCAUCAGACUGUUCCUAUUAUGCAGUGAUCAUGUCAGAUCCUCCAGUGAGCGCUACUGGUCCAAUCUUACAGCUAUCUUACAUGAAGCAGGUCUUAUUGGAUGUUCAAGUUCAAUGAAUUCUAUUUACCGUGAUCUCGUGAAGGUAUUAUGAUUAAUCUCACGUGGAAAUAAGAUAAUAUGUGCGUUCGCCAGUCAUGCAUCUCUUGCAGGCAGUGGCGUCAAGUCGGAAAGCGAAGACCCCCUUGGGGCAAUGAUACAUGUAUUCCGGUCCAAAAAGUUGCAGCAGAACAAACAAAGGAAAUAAAACACUCUUUCAGCUCUCGGUCUUUUGCACCCGCAGCAGAGAAAAGAGCGAUGGCAGCACCAGCCAGGAGACCGCUGAGGGGACCGGCAGUGGCCAGGGCGGCACCGUUGUCGGAUUCGGUGGGAGAGCCGGAGGCGCCGGUCUUCUUCGAGCCGUCGCUAGUCUUGGUGACACCCUCGGUCUUGGUGGGGGCGGCGGUGGUGGAAGAGCCGAGACCGGUGGAGGUGGGAACGGCACCCGUGGACUGCGAGACAGUGGGGAGAGAGAAGGCAAUGACGAGGGUGGUGGAGGCACGCAUGUUGAGAGUAGUGUGGAGGAUGAUUGGUGAUCGAAGAGAUUGGUUGCAGGUAAAGUUGCAGGCGAUCAACAGGUGAGAGAUAUCGGGAUGAAAAGGAAGAGAAAAGAGAAAGUGAAUCAGAGGACGGGGAGAGGCGCUUUAUAUGUAUAACAACAACAGGGGAGGGAAAGGGAAGAGCAAAUGACAGGUGCAGGGGAAGGUCUUUUUAUAGAAAAACGAGGUAGGGGGCCCAAUCCCGCAGGAACAGGUGCCAUCCAAUCUCCUCAUCCGCUCAUUUGCCUCAGCCCUGCUUCUGA
Aspergillus campestris IBT 28561 is the source of this 952-nucleotide messenger RNA. RefSeq lists its product as uncharacterized. The transcript is spliced from 4 exons. The record is from RefSeq and is a predicted model, not a curated record. The coding region runs from base 232 to 732 and encodes 166 amino acids. NCBI's taxonomy places the organism in Eukaryota, Fungi, Ascomycota, Eurotiomycetes, Eurotiales, Aspergillaceae.